Molecule: messenger RNA, 993 nt
Organism: Carassius gibelio (silver crucian carp)
Lineage: Eukaryota; Metazoa; Chordata; Actinopteri; Cypriniformes; Cyprinidae
Exons: 2
Coding region: 36-965 (309 amino acids)
Molecular function (GO): catalytic activity
Source: RefSeq, a predicted model, not a curated record
AGAGGGCAGGCUUCAAGUAUAACUCGUUUGAAGUAAUGGUGCUUCAUAUAACAUUAUCCAGAGAAACCAAUGUUAGUGAUAAAUCCCCUGUUAUGUUUGUACUGGCUACUGUAUACAGGCCACCAGGGCACCAUACAGACUUUAUUAAAGAGUUUGGUGAUUUUACAUCCGAGUUAGUUCUGGCUGCAGAUAAAGUCUUAAUAGUUGGUGAUUUUAAUAUCCAUGUCGAUAAUGAAAAAGAUGCAUUGGGAUCAGCAUUUAUAGACAUUCUGAACUCUAUUGGUGUUAGACAACACGUUUCAGGACCUACUCAUUGUCGAAAUCAUACUCUAGAUUUAAUACUGUCACAUGGAAUUGAUGUUGAUAGUGUUGAAAUUAUUCAGCCAAGUGAUGAUAUCUCAGAUCAUUAUUUAGUUCUGUGUAAACUUCAUAUAGCCAAAAUUGUAAAUUCUACUUCUUGUUACAAGUAUCGAAGAACCAUCACUUCUACCACAAAAGACUGCUUUUUAAGUUAUCUUCCAGAUGUAUCCGAAUUCCUUAGCAUAUCCAAAACCUCAGAACAACUUGAUGAUGUAACAGAAACUAUGGACUCUCUCUUUUCUAGCAUGUUAAAUACAGUUGCUCCUUUACGCUUAAGGAAGGUUAAGGAAAACAGUUUGACACCAUGGUAUAAUGAGCAUACUCGCACCCUAAAGAGAGCAGCCCGAAAAAUGGAGCGCAGCUGGAGGAAAACAAAACUAGAGGUCACCGUGGCCACCAGAUCCAGUCUGUGUCCAGAUCAGAGGGUCACUGCAGUCGCCCGGAUCCAGUACGUAUCCAGACCAGAUGGUGGAUCAGCACCUAGAAAGGACCUCUACAUCCCUGAAAGACAGCGGAGACCAGGACAACUAGAGCCCCAGAUACAGAUCCCCUGUAAAGACCUUGUCUCAGAGGAGCACCAGGACAAGACCACAGGAAACAGAUGAUUCUUCUGCACAAUCUGACUUUGCUGCA